CGCGCACGCAUGAAAUAGGUAUGCCCGUCUACUUUUCUCGCUGCUCUUUGCUGCAUAUGAAAUUUUUUGAGAUGAGAACUCUUAUUUCUCUAUCACUCUGUGGACUCUCUAGUUCUUGCCCUCUCCCACCAUUUCAUUCUUUGUUAUAUCACUACCCACCUUGCUAUUUUCUCUCUCUUCACAAGCUUUCCUGUAACUUUUGCUCUGUUGUUGGGAGAAAGAGUUCUGAUUUCACAGAAGUCAGAGAGUUAGAGAGAAUUAUUGUAAAUUGCUGCCAAAAUAAGAGAGAUGGUGGCUUGAAAGAGGCACUCUCUCUCUUCACAGGUAUUCUGCUCCACCCCACUCACAAACCCUCUCUCUCUACCUGUGAUUUCAUGUUGGAAUCACUCUCUAGAGUGGGGCAGCAGGCAUUAGCUCUGUCCCUGUAUAUAACCAUUGCUCAAGCUGGAAUAUCACCUGAUAUUAGUGUUCUUCACACUUUAGUCAAGUGUUUUUGCCAUGUCCAAAGAACCAACUUUGCACUUGGUGUUGUUGGUCUCAUUCUCAAAAUGGGUUACCCUCUCUCUGUUACACUAUUGACUAUUGUUAUGAGGGGCCUUUGCAAGGAGGGGCAAGUGGCUAGGGCUAUGGAGCUCUUGUAUGUGAUGGAAAACGAGAGACUUUCAGUUAAUGCCAUUUCUUAUAACACUCUUAUAAAUGGGUUGUGCAAAACCAAAUCUUUAGAAGAUGCCUUGGCAUUGCACAAAGAAAUGGGGAGAAGAGGGUGUCAUCCAACUAUCUUCACCUAUAACACCCUCAUAGAUGGCCUCUGCAAGGAUGGGAGAAUAGAGGAAGCUAUGGCUUUGUUAGAGGAGAUGUGCCAUUAUGGUUUGAACCCAGAUGUUGUAACAUAUACCACUCUCAUACACAUGCUCUGCAAAGUGAAUAAUGUGGAAGAAGCCUUGGAAUUGCUGAAAAAAAUGGGAAAGAUGGGGUGCCACCCUGAUAUUGUCACGUAUAAUACGAUCAUGGAUGCUCUUAGUAAGGAAGGGAGAAUAGAGAUCGCUAUCAAUUUGUUAGAUGAGAUGCAUCACAAUGGUGUGAACUCUGAUGUUGUUACAUAUACCAGUCUUAUGAAUAUGCUCUUCAAAGCCGAUAAGGUGGAACAAGCAUUGGCUUUGUGCAAAGAAAUCAGAGAGAGAGGGUGCCAUCCUGACCAUGUCACUUAUACCACACUGAUAGAUGGUCUCAGCAAGGAUGGAAGAAUAGCAGAAGCAAUGGAAUUUUUAGAGGAGAUGCACCAAAAAGGCCUAAACCCAGAUAAGAUCACAUACAACUCUAUUGUAAAUGGGUUCUGCAGAGCCAAUAAAAUAGAAGAAGCCUUAGACUUGCACAGAGUAAUUAGGAAGAAAGGGAUUUUCCUAGAUGUUGGUACAUACUCGGUACUUCUAUAUGGUCUUAUCAGGAUAGGAAGAAAGCAGGAAGCAUCAAUUUUGUUAGAGGAGAUAUAUCACAAAGCCAUGAGAUUUUGUGGACAAGUAGGGAAGACAGGGUGCCGCCUAGAUACUGUCACAUAUACCAUGCUCAUAAAUAGUUUGAGCAAGCGUGGUAAAAUUAAGGAAGCCAUGGCUUUAGUAGACGAGAUGUACAACAAUGAUCUAAAUCCAGAUGUUGUAACAUAUACCACUCUUAUAAACAGGCUUUUUAAAACCAAUAAUUUGAAAGAGGCAUUAAUGUUAUGUAAGGAAAUGGCAAAGAGAGGAUGUCACCUGGACAUUGUUACGUAUAAUACCCUAUUUGACGGUCUUAGCAAAGGGGGGAGACUAGCGGAAGCAAUGACUUUAUUAAAUGAGAUGUAUUCCAAUGGCUUCAAUGCCAAUGUUAUUACAUAUAACACCCUUAUAAAUGGCCUUUGCAAAGGGAAUAAUGUUGAAUUAGCAUUGGAAUUAUGUAGGGACAUGGAAAAGAGAGGGUGUCACCCAGACAAUGUCACAUAUAACACACUCAUAGAUUGUCUGAGCAAGUAUGGGAGAACCAAUGACAUAAUGGCUUUGUUAGAGGAGAUGUACCAUAAUGGCUUGAGCCCUGAUAUUGUUACCUAUAAAACUUUGAUUAACAGGCUUUGCAAGGCAGACAAUAUGGAAGCAGCAUUGACAUUAUGCAAAGAAAUGGGAAAGAGAGGGUGCCACCUAAAUGUUCUAACGUGCGCCAAACUGGUCAAUGGUCUUAAGAAGGCAGGGAGAACAGAGGAGGCAAUGGAUUUGUUAGAGAUGUAUCAUGAUUCCUUGAACCCUGAUAUUUUUAAGUACAGUACAUACAGACAAGAAUUUCUAGUCAACAAUAUGGAAGGAGCCUCCGCAUAUAAUGCACUCAUAGAUGGUAUUUGUGGAUGAGUCCUGACCAGCAUGAAAGACAUAAUAUCUGGGGUCUAUUUCACUAAGAAGCUCAUUAAAUAAACAUGUCUAUGAAUAUGCGAAGAGGAAUUUAUCCCUUGGAGAUUAGAAAAUAGCUGAUUUCUUGGAGGAGCUGUAUUGAAGAGGAAAAUAGUUGCAGUUAUUUAUUAAUCAAGCAAGCUUACUAGGGGGACAUUGGCUGGUAGCCACAAAAAUGUACUCUGCAAGAUAAUGGUUUUCUGGCCCUAUUCUAUAACUUAUAUAAUAUUGGCUGAUGGCUUCAAAGAUGGAGGAUCUAAAUAAGCCAAAUAGUUGGGACUUGUGAGAGCGGAAUGGCAGAACAUGAUUCGUGUAGCCGACCCCAAAUAGUUGGGAUAAGACUCGGAUGAUGAUGAUGAUUGAUGGCUUCAAAGAAUGAGGAUCUAAAGAGCCAUGGACCUGUAGAAUGUCAUUAUAACAAUUCAUGUAAAGAGCCAUGAAAGGUAAUAUAAAUUCAUAGUUCAUGUAAGGAACCAUGAAAGGUAAUAUAAAUUCAUAGUUCCUUGCACUUUGUAAGAACUCCAAUGUCCGAUGUUGUAUUUCUUAGCAAGUUGGUUCAAAAAAGACAUGUGAUAAUAGCGUCGCCGGCUACUCGUUGAUGGUGGGACUCUGCAAUAUUGUUAAGGUGCUUUUUAUGGAGUGUGCCUCAAGGACAAGUUUGUAUUAUUGAUCUGUAUCGCUAUAUCAUAUUGUCUUCUACCCCAAGGGCUAAUUUAGUCCUUGCAUUCUGGUACUUAUAUACAUGGGGUUCAACCUCUCAUUCCAGUAAUGAGAAUACAAUUUUAUCUGGUCUAUCAUGGUAUCAAAGUAGGCAAACCAUAUACAAACCUUUGGGAACAGGAAUGCCUUGAACUAUUGACAUGGCAGGCACAAAUCAUAGUGGUGGAACUUAAUCCAGGCUUGCAGCAUAGGACUCGUAAGGUAUUCUCAAGUGAACAAUGAAUUGGCUUCUUAUUAAAUCAGUUAAUAAGACUCCAAAUAUCUCA
Molecule: messenger RNA, 3397 nt
Organism: Amborella trichopoda
Lineage: Eukaryota; Viridiplantae; Streptophyta; Magnoliopsida; Amborellales; Amborellaceae
Molecular function (GO): mRNA binding; protein binding
Source: RefSeq, a predicted model, not a curated record